AUGGCGCCUCCCAACGUGAGGCUACGUUUGCGAUUGCGGAGUCCGGGUUUAUUGCAGCAGACACUGCGGCCUGUGGUAAAGUGGUGGGCCUGGCGCCCAUUCCACUCUGGCCGCAGUUCGCGGCGGCUUGUCGCUCCCCUGUCAUUGCAUGCGCGGCAGGCGUCGAGGUGGGACUGGGGAACCGCCGCGGUGCCCCCCCAACCCCUCUCGAGCAGGCGGAAGCACGGGUCGUUUUUUUUUUUUGCCUUGCUGGCAUUCGCCGAGGGUUUGCCCCAACGCAUUAGCACCUGCACGGGAACUGCCUUCUUGCGGGGUGACGCCUUUGCAGGGAGGGCAGUGCGCCUUGGCGCGGCGACUGGAAGCAGUAUUUUGUGUGUUAUUUUUGGCGUCCACGGCACGGACGCGCCUUGA
Trypanosoma conorhini is the source of this 411-nucleotide messenger RNA. RefSeq lists its product as uncharacterized. The record is from RefSeq and is a predicted model, not a curated record. Bases 1 to 411 code for a protein of 136 amino acids. The transcript has a single exon. Lineage: Eukaryota; Euglenozoa; Kinetoplastea; Trypanosomatida; Trypanosomatidae.